UCUCCCCUUCUCAGCUUCUUGCUUCUCCCCACAUCUCAUCGAAUUCGACUCUCUGCUUCUAAGUCCAAUCCCUAAUCCCCAAAAUCCCCAUGGCGAAGUUCGGCGAAGGAGACAAACGCUGGAUCGUGGAAGACCGUCCCGACGGCACCAACGUCCACAACUGGCACUGGGCGGAAACAAACUGCCUCGAGUGGUCCCGCAACUUCUUCACCAACCAAUUCUCCAACGCCGUCAUCCUCUCCGGCGAAUCCAACCUCUUCGUCAAGAUCAACAAGGUGGAGAAGCUCGAAGGCGAGGCGUACGUGAACGUGCGCAAGGGGAAGAUCAUCCCUGGCUACGAGCUUAACGUCUCGCUGUCGUGGGAAGGCGAGGCGAAGGAUUCGGAAGGGAAGACGGUCUUGAAGGUGGAAGGGUUGGUGGAUAUGCCGUAUAUCUCCGAUGAGAAUGCUGAUGAGGAUCCUGAGAUUAGGGUUUCGGUUAAGGAUGAGGGGGCGAUUGGGAAGACGUUGAAGGAGGCGAUGGUGAAGAAAGGGAAGGGGGUUGUUCAGGAGAAGGUUAGGGUUUAUGUGGAGGCGAUGGCGAAAGGAGGUCCUUGUAGGGACGAGUUGGAGACGAAGAAGGUGGCUCCUCCCAAGUCAAAAUCUAGUGCUGUACCGGUUGUUUCUGCUGCUGCGGCUGAGACUAAGGCGGUGGUGAAGGAGGAGAAGAAGAAGGUGAAGGUGAAGGAAGGGUUUAAGACGAUUACUAUGACUGAGAAGUUUAGUUGUAGAGCUAAGGAUUUGUAUGAGAUUUUGAUGGAUGAGAAUCGUUGGAAGGGAUUCACGCAGAGUAAUGCUAAGAUUAGUAAAGUUGUGAAUGGUGAGAUUAGUGUUUUUGAUGGGUCGGUUACUGGGAAGAAUGUGGAGCUUGAAGAAGGGAAGUUGAUUGUGCAGAAGUGGAGGUUUGGCAGCUGGCCUGAUGGUCUUGAUUCUACGGUGAAGAUCACUUUCGAGGAACUUGAACCAGGAGUCACCAUUGUCAAUCUUACUCACUCUGACGUUCCUGAAGAAGACAGAUACGGGAAUGCGACUGUGGUGGAAAACACGGAGCGAGGAUGGAGAGACCUUAUCUUCCACAGGAUCCGUGCUGUUUUCGGGUUUGGAAUGUGAUUUGUGAUUUUGAUUAUCAAGUAAUCAAAAUCAGCAAUGCUUCUUCAUCUAUAAAUUCGAUUAUGAUUUCAAUUCGCAACAAGAGGGACAUACAAACAAUGCAGAAAUUUGUUUUUCACUUGUAGUUUAUGCAUGAACUCUUUGGUCUUUAGUUAACAUUGUUUGGAUUAAUGGCACACAACAACCUAUUCACUUAAGAAAAAUGUUACAGACCAACGCAUGAGGGUCACAUACUUAUUGAACAAGAUUAUAAGAUUUACCAUUAGGAAUUUAGUUAUGGUAAACAGUCUAUUGGAUUGUGGACAUAUUAGUAGCUUUUUUGUUUUGUUAAAACGAUAAAUUAGGCGG
Molecule: messenger RNA, 1496 nt
Organism: Eruca vesicaria subsp. sativa (arugula)
Lineage: Eukaryota; Viridiplantae; Streptophyta; Magnoliopsida; Brassicales; Brassicaceae
Source: the annotation of a GenBank genome assembly